GGAGGGAGCGUCGGCGGCGCCGGCGGCGCGGGCGUCGUGAUGGUGAAGCGCGCCGCCCUGGUGGCGUGCCUGACCUGCCCGCUCUGCCGCCGCCUCCUCCGCGACCCGGCCACCAUCACCGAGUGCCUCCACACCUUUUGCAGAAAGUGCAUAUCGGAGGAGUUCAUCGAUAAGGAGAUCUGCUACUGCCCUACUUGCAACAUUGAUUUAGGCUGUGCUCCAGAGGAGAAACUCAGAGCUGAUCACAGCCUACUAUAUGUGAGGUCAAAGAUAUUUCCUUUUAAAAGACGGAAGGUUGAGGUUGAGGACCAAGAAGUCACAUCACCGAUUGUAUCACCUGUCAAGAGGAAAGAAAGAUCUCUAUCUUCACUGGCGGUCCAUGGUCCUCGGGUGUCUAUACAGAAAUGCCUUACAAAGAGGAGAACGAAAGCUCCAUGCUUACGCAGUUUGUCUUCGGGCAGUAAAGAUGCAACAAAGAAAGUUGGAGGAUGGAAACCUUUGGCCUCUCAUAUUAGAGUUGGUAAAGAUCGAAAAACUCUUAAAUCAGGUUCCGAAGAUGAUAAUAGAACCAGAAUUAAGUCUGGCGAUCCAGAUGAUGGUGCUCCUUCCAGUAAAGCGAAGGCUAGAGAACAGCUGGCAAGAUACGGGAAUCUAGCCAAGAAGGCUGGAAGCAAGAAAGUGUUCGCUCUUAAGGGAAAAAAGAAAAAGUUCAAGGCAAAACAACCUAGGCAAAAGAAAAGAUUGCGAACAUUAUGGUUCUAUCUAGUGGCUGCUUUUGAACAGAAGAGACAACCUCCUCUACCGCAGCUGCCUACAAAAUUUUUGAGGGUCAAGGAUGUCGAUUUGCCUGCUUCCUUCAUACAAAAGUACCUUAUGCAGAAGCACAAUCUUUCAAGUGAAGCUGAGGUGGAGUUGAUGUGUAAUGGCAAGACAGUGGACCCGGCAAUUACCCUGCAUGACCUAGCAGACAGCUGGCUCGACAAAGGACCGAAGGGUCGGGUGCGGUCGGCCGAGGGCGCCCCUGCCACCGGUUUCAUCACGACGGUAUUCUACAGCAGGCCAGAACUGCCCGCGCCCCUACCCCCAGCUGAAAGCCACAAUGGCGGAUCCUGAGCUCCGGCCCACGUCUGAACCAGUCAUCUGAUACAGCAGAGCCCUCUGGUUGGUGCCAGCAUUGAUGCCAAUCAUGCGAGGCUCGAGCCACCUUGUGAUAUGUAGUUAUUAGACGUUCGAUUUGCAUGCCCUGUGGUGCUUCUCAUCUUAUGAUUUAUUAAGCUGUUCUUCACCAUUUUUCUUCAUCUGACUAAGUACAUGUACUUAUGCGAUGUGUAAUUCCACGUUGAGUUGUUGAGUGCUACUGUAACUGUAGGCGUGCGUGGCAUGUAGGAUAUGCCUCUGUAGUCUGUCUGUGUGCUCGGUUGCUGAUGUGUGUAAUACAGAACUUGUUUGAUGUA
Lolium rigidum is the source of this 1454-nucleotide messenger RNA. Its product is annotated as E3 ubiquitin protein ligase DRIP2-like. The annotation marks the transcript as partial. Gene Ontology annotation, molecular function: ubiquitin-protein transferase activity. The transcript is spliced from 7 exons. The record is from RefSeq and is a predicted model, not a curated record. Lineage: Eukaryota; Viridiplantae; Streptophyta; Magnoliopsida; Poales; Poaceae.